Messenger RNA from Pygocentrus nattereri (red-bellied piranha), 1332 nucleotides. RefSeq names its product deoxyribonuclease 1 like 4, tandem duplicate 2 (gene dnase1l4.2). Gene Ontology annotation, cellular component: nucleus. The record is from RefSeq and is a predicted model, not a curated record. The coding region runs from base 137 to 985 and encodes 282 amino acids. Gene Ontology annotation, molecular function: DNA nuclease activity. Lineage: Eukaryota; Metazoa; Chordata; Actinopteri; Characiformes; Serrasalmidae. Gene Ontology annotation, biological process: DNA catabolic process. The transcript is spliced from 9 exons.
AACAAAGAGUCAGUAUGUAAAGCAGUACAGAAAGCAAACAGCCUGCAGCCUCAAUCCAGGAAGUAGAGCGUUCAUAUCUCAGUCACUAAGAGAGGACGAGGGCGCAGAAACAGAGACUUUUAUAAAGGCUGUCAUCAUGAAGAUCGCUUCUUUUAAUGUCAGGCGUCUUGGGUUGAGUAAGCUGGCAGACAAGAACGUUGUAAAGUACCUCAUAAAAAUUGUGUCUCGCUACAGCAUCAUCGUAAUCCUCGAGGUAGUCGACAAGGCAGGAAAGGCCAUGGCCAAGUUCCUACACGAACUCAACAGCACGAGGGCUAAUAAGAAGCAUCCCUACAGCAUGGCAGUGAGUUCCAGCCUGGGCCGUACUACCUAUAAGGAGCAGUUUGUCUGUCUGUAUAGGAAGGAUCAAGCCACAUUGGCAGACACCUACCAGUACGAAGACAACCAAGAGGGGGAUGAGGACGCCUUCUCACGAGAGCCUUUCAUCCUACGCUUCACCUUAGCCAACACAAUGUUAAAAGACCUGGUGCUGAUUCCUGUCCACACUAAGCCUGAGGACUCCCAGAAAGAGCUGGAUGAGCUGUAUGACGUCUGCAUGGCUGUUAGAGAGAAAUGGAAGACUGAUAACAUAAUGAUCCUGGGAGACUUUAAUGCAGAUGGAGCUUACGUGUCCAAGAAGAAGAUGAAGGCCAUCAGGAUCCGGAGUGAUGAGGACUUCCAUUGGCUGAUAGGAGACGACGUGGACACCACAGCCAGCCUGUCCAAUGAUUACACAUACGACAGGAUUGUGGUGUAUAAAGAUGGCAUGCUGAACGCAAUAGUGCCAGGAUCAGCGAAACCCUUCAACUUCCAUUCUGCCUACAAGCUAACAGAAGAACUGGCUCUGGGGAUUAGUGAUCAUUACCCAGUGGAGGUCAGUCUGAAGAGAAAGUCCGUAUCGAAGACCGGGGGCCCAGCAAAAGCACUGAAACGCAAAGCAAGUUAACAUGAGAGGAUGUGGGUUGCACACACGAGUCCUCCUCGUUUAAUUUCAGCGAUGUUUUUUUGGUUUAAAUUAUUUUAAAAAUGUAUUUCGAGAUAUCUCAGAUAGCAUAACCGAUCAUUAGGCUUCAAUAUUGUGGUAUUUAGUUAAAAAAACAAUAGGUUAUGAUUAAAUGUUUUAUACAUUAAUAUUACUGGUAGCUUAAAGGCCAGGCAUUUCAGCAAAGGGAAUGAUUUCCUCAGAUUUGAAGCUGAUCUUUGUUAUGAUGUGUUUUCCUCUUAUGCUGCAGUACGAUGGGAAAUUGAAACCUGUGUCAGUUGAAAAAUAAAUUCCUCCGAGCUAAAUUUAAA